GUUUCGUUCAGGCCUUAGGCAUGAGAUCAAGAUGGCGCUUGCUAGUCAUGGUGAUCUCACCCACUCUGAAGCACUUAGCAGAGCCCUGGAUGUUGAAGCAGCAAUGCCUGAAGACCGCCCAACCCAGACUCAAGCUCCGGGAAACAACGAUCGUGGGAAGAGAAAAUGGGAAGGCAACAACAACAAUAAUAGGGGUUACUACAACAACCAAGAUAACAAGAGGCCAUGGCAAGGAAACAUGAUGCCACAAAGGCAAUGGCAAGGACGACCAGUCAAUCCAGGAUCAGCUGGAAACAAUCAGGGCCAGCUCAGGGCACCUUUAUGUCCCAAAUGCUCCAAGUCACAUCACGGCAUAUGCUUGGCUGGCAGCAAUACCUGCUUUAAGUGUGGCCAGAAGGGCCAUUUUGCCAGAGACUGCCAAGGAAAACCACAAGGAGGAAUGAGAGGGCCGAAUCAGCCGGGCCAAGUACAACCACUCAGGGCUAUCCAAGGCCAACAGUUACUCUACCCACCACCACAGCAGCAGUAUCGACCUGCGGCACGUCCACCGCAAAUUCCACAGGCAAGAGCCUAUGCCUUGCACAAGAAUAAACAAGGAAACAACCAAGGGAAUUUGGCAGGUCCGGGCGACAGAAAGUGAAGCAGAAGAAGAAACGACUCCACGCCAGCUUUAAGAACAAUUGAGGUUGAGCAGGCGAUGGAAUGGAUUGGUGUUGAGUGGAUUUCCCUUUUGAUGUUUAUGUAAUGAAACCUUGAGUAUGCAUCUCCAUAUGCAUAACUCACACGUUUUUCCGCUGCAAACACUCUGAAUUUGUUAUCGUAUUGUGGAACUUAUUACUCCUUCAUUUUGUUUAACUUUC
Salvia miltiorrhiza (redroot sage) is the source of this 860-nucleotide messenger RNA. RefSeq lists its product as uncharacterized. The transcript has 3 exons. The record is from RefSeq and is a predicted model, not a curated record. The coding region runs from base 32 to 640 and encodes 202 amino acids. Lineage: Eukaryota; Viridiplantae; Streptophyta; Magnoliopsida; Lamiales; Lamiaceae. Gene Ontology annotation, molecular function: zinc ion binding; nucleic acid binding.